AGGAAUGAUGUGCCCCCGCCAGGGGCUGCCGCCAGGGGCUGCCAUGGUGCAGGACCGCCCCUCCCACCAGCGAGCCGCCUUGCCGAGCGGGCAGCCUGUUACGGUGCGCGGUGCGGGCCAGGCCGGCCCGGGAGCCUGGGUGAUCCCUUCCUGUAAAACAGAAACUGCAUCGCAUGGUUGACUCACAGCGGCGAGGCCUCUCCCGCGCCCCGCACACCGAGCCGUGAGCCCGGCAUCCGUGUGCCACCGCGGGCAGAGCCACGGCCACCGCGCCCGCUGCCCGAGUGAAGCGCUAAGCCGCGGUCGAGCCACGCCGGAUGGAGCGGCGGCUUCCGCGGGCCACGCAGCCGCGGCCGGGGCGAUGCGGGAGCCGCGGGGCGCGGCGGUGAGGGCGGCGGCCCUGCUGCUCGGGGCCGGGGCCUGCUACUGCCUGUGGCGGCUGGCGGCGGGCGGGCGGCGGGGACAGCGCGCAGGGGCCGCUCAGGGCCCGCCGGCAGACAGCAGUCCUCCUGUGUCAACCCAUACCAUGGAUGUGGAUGCUCUACAGAAACUUAUUCAUUUGCUCCAGGCCACAGAUGAUCCAUUAAUUCAAGAGCAAGCUUUAAUCACUCUCAGCAACAGUGCUGCCUUCUCUGUAAAUCAAGAUAUAAUCCGAAAUUUGGAUGGUCUUUCUGUUAUUGGAAGGAUGCUCUCCAAUUGCAUUCCCAAAGUUCAAGAAAAAGCACUAAAUGCACUUAAUAAUUUGAGUAUGAAUGUUAAAAAUCAGGAAGAGAUACAGGUAUACAUUACACAAGUCUGUAGGACUGUUGAGUCAGCUCCCCUGAACUCUGAUGUGCAGCUGGCUGGACUCAGGCUGUUGACAAAUAUGUCUGUUACCAGUGACUACCACCAAAAGAUGAUAAACUCAAUUCCCUGCUUUCUUCAUUUGCUUUCAGAAGGAACUGAAAGGACACAGAUUCAAGUCUUGAAAGUGCUUGUGAACUUAUCUGCAAACCCCUCCAUGACAAUACAUCUUCUCAGAGCUCAAGUGCCAUCAUUGGUGUUACUUUUUGACAGCUGUAUAAACAGAGAUAUUCUGGUUCGAGCCCUGGCAUUUGCAGCAAACUUGAAAAAGAACAUGAACAAUGAAGAAGGCACCGUAAGUGAGGAGCAGUACAGUGAAGACUCAAUUUUCUUUAUACUCUGCAGGGAUUCUGCCCCAUUUGCUCAGAGACUGGCAUCUUUGCUGCAUCACCCUGAUACAGAAGUGAAAGAACAAGUUGUAAGAAUACUAACACAAUAGUGUUGUUUUCUUAAAACUGACCUGAUGGAAAUACCUAAUCUUGGCAAUGCUAUGCUAAAAAAGCYUGCAACAAGCAAACAAUACAACAAUG
Malurus melanocephalus (red-backed fairy wren) is the source of this 1373-nucleotide messenger RNA. It is a transcript of the gene ARMC10, whose product is annotated as armadillo repeat containing 10. The transcript has 6 exons. The coding region runs from base 362 to 1282 and encodes 306 amino acids. Gene Ontology annotation, molecular function: protein binding. The record is from RefSeq and is a predicted model, not a curated record. Lineage: Eukaryota; Metazoa; Chordata; Aves; Passeriformes; Maluridae. Gene Ontology annotation, cellular component: mitochondrion.